Brassica napus (rape) is the source of this 574-nucleotide messenger RNA. RefSeq names its product sm-like protein LSM3A. Gene Ontology annotation, cellular component: catalytic step 2 spliceosome; precatalytic spliceosome; Lsm1-7-Pat1 complex. NCBI's taxonomy places the organism in Eukaryota, Viridiplantae, Streptophyta, Magnoliopsida, Brassicales, Brassicaceae. Gene Ontology annotation, biological process: mRNA splicing, via spliceosome; P-body assembly. The record is from RefSeq and is a predicted model, not a curated record. The transcript is spliced from 3 exons. The coding region runs from base 92 to 385 and encodes 97 amino acids. Gene Ontology annotation, molecular function: RNA binding.
UGGUGAUUGUGUGAGCUCACAGAGACAUCGGGAGUGACUAUUCUUCUCUUCUUGGCAAUUUCAAAACCCUCCGAGAACGUUUGAGAUCAGGAUGUCCGUCGAGGAAGACGCCACCGUUAGGGAGCCACUGGAUCUGAUUCGACUGAGUAUCGAAGAGAGAAUCUACGUCAAGCUCCGAUCCGACCGUGAACUCCGCGGCAAGCUACACGCUUUUGAUCAGCAUUUGAAUAUGAUUCUGGGUGAUGUUGAAGAGGUUAUCACGACUGUAGAAAUCGACGACGAGACAUACGAAGAGAUUGUUCGUACAUCGAAAAGGAAGGUUCCGUUUCUAUUUGUGAGAGGAGAUGGAGUGAUCUUGGUGUCGCCGCCUUUGAGGACUACUUGACUUCAGAUACAGUGUUCUUGUGUAUUGGCUGAGAUCACAAAUAUGGAGCUGCCUCUUUUAAUGAUUCCUUAGCUUCUGAUUUGUAUUUGUGUGUUUUGUUUUUUCAAACAUUUUAACUGAAUGUAGCUGAGAUAUUUUAUUUAAAACCCUUGUUAACUUGCCUCAUCAUAAUAGAAGUGGUGUUGCCUA